CUUCUUUGUUUUAGGAUCAAAAAGAAAAUCAGUAUAAAAUGGGUGAUGCUGAAUCUCAUCAUUGUAUAGAUGUGAACGCCAUUCUUCAGCAGUUCAAUGAUUGGACAGUCCUCUUUGAAGUUCGGCUUGGAUAUUCAGUACUAUACUUUCUCAUAUUAAUAAUCGGAUUGGUUGGAAAUGGGCUAUUGAUCACUUCAAUUUUAAUGCGAAAGAAACUUUCCGUGGCAAACAUAUUCUUGAUAAACCUGGCAGUUUCUGAUUUGCUUCUUUGCAUCACGGCGGUGCCGAUCACUCCAGUAUUGGCGUUUAUGAAGCGAUGGAUAUUUGGAAUAAUUAUGUGUAAAUUGGUUCCAACUUGUCAGGCGUUUUCGGUGCUCAUUUCUUCAUGGUCUUUGUGUUACAUCGCAAUUGAUAGAUAUCGAAGUAUUGUGACGCCACUCCGGGAACCAUGGUCUGAUAGGCAUGCAAGGUGGCUUCUGAUGUUCACAUGGGUGGUCGCCUUCCUUGCUAGUUAUCCUCUAUAUUACUCACAGAACUUGAAAACAAUGGUUAUUGAAAAUGUGACAUUAUGUGGAGAUUUUUGCGGCGAGUUCAAUUGGCAGUCGGAUGAAAUAUCCAAGUUGACAUAUACUACGAGUUUAUUGAUUAUUCAGCUGAUUAUUCCAGCAAUUAUCAUGUCUUUUUGUUAUUUAAUGAUUCUACAAAAGGUACAAACCGACUGGCUUGUCGACGAGGGAUCCAUGUUGACUGCCGCACAACAGGCUCAAACAGCAGUUCGAAAGCGACGAGUGAUGUACGUGUUGAUUCUAAUGGUUAUUGUUUUUAUGGCUUGCUGGUUCCCGUUGUCCGCCGUGAAUUUGUUCAGAGAUCUCGGAAUGCGAUUCGAGUUCUGUCAAACUGUUUACAAGGUUUUAAUGAUGGACCAAAUGUAUUUCAAGUUGCUCAAUGUGCACGUCAUCGCGAUGACUUCGAUCGUAUGGAAUCCGGUGCUCUAUUUCUGGAUGAGCAAGCGUCAUCGACGAGCCCUGAAAGACGACAUGACGUGGCUCACCAAUGCUCGCCGUCAUACAAACGUCGGCGUUCUGUCUCGCUUCACACCUUCUCCAUCAGUUUCAGUGGUUUACAGACGAACUCUGGAGCGACAUCUAGGUGUCAAUCAUUUCCGCCGUGGCACACUUGCGGACCCGACAUGCACUUCACGUGAACGAAGUCUUCCGCGAGAACUUCAAUCAAAUUGUUUCCUUCUUGUUCCGCUUAUGCCAUUAUGUCAAUCUGUGACGAGGAAGAAUAGUCAUCUAGCAAUCAAUCGAGACGGGAUCGUCAUUCCACAAGCCAAUGGCUCAAGUCGUCGGCCGAGCAGCGUGAAUACCAAUUCAACUCGAGACUGGUGACACCACCAACUUCUUUUUCAUCAUUUUCUCAUUUUCUCAUUAUUUUCAUUCACUUUUCUUCCCAUUUUCAUUUCAUUUCUCUCAUUGUCCUCCGCUCUUCCUAUCUCCAUUCCCUCCGGGUUCGUGCUCUGUCGUCUUUUUGCCAUUUUUGUGUCUGUUUCGAAACGAAACAAUAAAUUGGAUAUUCUUGGU
Caenorhabditis elegans is the source of this 1583-nucleotide messenger RNA. RefSeq names its product G-protein coupled receptors family 1 profile domain-containing protein (gene npr-13). Gene Ontology annotation, molecular function: neuropeptide Y receptor activity; G protein-coupled receptor activity. The coding region runs from base 39 to 1391 and encodes 450 amino acids. Gene Ontology annotation, cellular component: membrane. Gene Ontology annotation, biological process: signal transduction; G protein-coupled receptor signaling pathway. Lineage: Eukaryota; Metazoa; Nematoda; Chromadorea; Rhabditida; Rhabditidae. The record is from RefSeq and is marked reviewed. The transcript has 11 exons.